GUGAUCUUUCACAACCCAAGCCGCUUCCAAGGAGCAGCUAUGGCAGCUGCGCUGGCUUCCGAGAGCAUCGCGGUUGCUUCGGAUGUCCCUCCGAAGAUGAAGGCCUGGGUCUACGACGACUAUGGACCUGUCAGUGUGCUGCGAGCCGACGACGGAGUCUUGGUCCCGGAAGUGGAGGACCAACAGGUACUCGUCAAGGUAGUAGCCGCCGCGCUUAACCCCGUGGAUUUUAAGCGCAGGCAGGGGAUGUUCAAGUCUGCUGAUUCAGCUUUACCAACUGUUCCAGGUUACGAUGUAGCUGGGAUCGUCAUUAAAGUAGGAAGCCAAGUGAAGAAUUUCAAGGAAGGAGAUGAAGUCUACGGUGACAUAAACGAGAAUGGUUUGACACACCCCAAGCGCUUCGGUUCCCUGGCGGAAUACACAGCGGUGGAGGAGAAAUUGCUAGCUUUGAAGCCCCAAAACCUAGACUUUGUUCAGGCUGCAGGUCUCCCGCUAGCUAUCGAGACAGCCUACGAAGGCCUGGAGAGAGCAGGAUUUUCUGCAGGAAAAUCUAUUCUUGUCCUCGGCGGCGCCGGUGGAGUUGGCUCCAUAGUCAUCCAGGUAGCAAAGCAUGUUUUUGGCGCAUCGAGAGUUGCCGCGACAUCCAGCACGGGAAAACUGGAGCUGCUGAAGAGCCUCGGAGUUGAUUUGGCAAUUGACUACACCAAGGAGAACUUUGAAGAUUUGGCAGAGAAGUUCGAUGUGGUGUAUGAUUCUGUCGGGCAGGGCGAUAAAGCAUUGAAGGCAGUGAAAGAAGGCGGCAGAGUCGUCGGCAUUUGGGGCGCACUGUCUCCACCAGGCUUCGUAUUUCUUCUCACCUCAAAUGGCGGAAUGUUGACCAAGUUGAAUCCUUUCAUAGAAGAAGGGAAGAUUAAGCCACUGGUGGAUCCAAAGGGGCCAUUCCCUUUCUCUCAAGUGAUUGAGGCAUUCACUUAUCUUGAAUCUGGAAGGGCGACUGGAAAGGUUGUCAUUUAUCCAAUUCCAUGAAUGGGACGAAGACAAACACUUCCAUCUCACCAGAGUUGUGCUCUAAAGCUUAGUUUCUUUGGAUGGUUUAGCAAGUUUCUAUCAAAAAUAAAUUCGUCCACUGUAUGAAAUGAAAAUUGGGUGUUCCUAUUUUAAUUUUCAAGAAUUGCUCCAUCUGUUGUCGGUC
Molecule: messenger RNA, 1192 nt
Organism: Zingiber officinale
Lineage: Eukaryota; Viridiplantae; Streptophyta; Magnoliopsida; Zingiberales; Zingiberaceae
Product: 2-methylene-furan-3-one reductase-like
Exons: 3
Coding region: 40-1026 (328 amino acids)
Molecular function (GO): oxidoreductase activity, acting on the CH-CH group of donors, NAD or NADP as acceptor; zinc ion binding
Source: RefSeq, a predicted model, not a curated record